ACUACUACUGUCUGCUGGCCAAUGAGGCAAGAGCGGGGCGGAGAGCCGUCUGCAAUUGUACUACAGGACUGCAUGCAGCUGCAUGAAGCUAGCAUCUUCAAUUCUCCAUAAGCGUCUCGCUCAUCUGGUCAAUGGAUUACACAGUUUCCCUUCAAGUGCAACACCAGCUGACAGUGUUCCCAACGCACUUGUACCAGGGUUACAGUUUGGAGUUACAGGAUGUCAAUGAGGAGGCGGCUGGGAUGGAGAAUCUCUCAGAGGAUGGGUUAACUAAAGCCUUAUGUAUGAAGUCACCCGAAGUGGACCAGAGCCUCUUCACAGACAGCUACUGCAAGGUGUGCAGUGCACAGCUCAUUUCCGAAUCUCAGAGGGUUGCCCAUUAUGAGAGCCGAAAGCAUGCAAAUAAAGUCCGCCUGUAUUACAUGUUACACCCUGUGGAUGGAGGUUGCCCAGCUAAGAAGCUCAGAACAGACAAUGGAAGUGAGGAGGGCGACGUUGACAAGAACAAGUGUUGCACUCUGUGCAACAUGUCCUUCACCUCGGCCGUAGUAGCACAGUCCCAUUACCAGGGAAAGAUCCACGCCAAGAGACUAAAACUGCUACUGGGGGAACAACCUGCCAUCACAGCCAAAGAGGUGCCCCCGAGUCCCGUGAAGGCCCCCUCGGAAGCCUCGCCCAUGGCCUCGCCCCGGCAGCGCCGUGACUCGGACCGCUACUGCCAGCUAUGCAACGCGUGGUUCAACAACCCCGGCAUGGCCCAACAGCACUACGACGGCAAGAAGCACAAGAAGAACGCUGCCCGCGCCGACCUUCUGGAGCAGCUGGGCAAGACUCUGGACAUGGGAGAGAUGAAAGGUCUCAAGCGCAGCUACACCUGUGAUGUCUGCAGCGUAACGCUCAACUCCGUGGCGCAGUACCACGCACAUCUGCAGGGCUCCAAGCACCAAAACAACCUAAAGAAUCAGUUGUGUGUCCAGUGAAUCUAGACGAGAACCCACGAUUGGAUUGAUGUCAGACAAGCUGUGGUCGGCUUGCCCUGCUGUUCCUGCCUCUUCCCGUACCUCUGUUCUUUUCAUCUGUUCACUCUCUUUCUCUCUCUGUCUGUCUCUCUCACACACACACACAAACACUCUCUCGCU
Alosa sapidissima (American shad) is the source of this 1139-nucleotide messenger RNA. It is a transcript of the gene zmat4a, whose product is annotated as zinc finger, matrin-type 4a. The transcript is spliced from 8 exons. Gene Ontology annotation, cellular component: nucleus. Gene Ontology annotation, molecular function: zinc ion binding; nucleic acid binding. NCBI's taxonomy places the organism in Eukaryota, Metazoa, Chordata, Actinopteri, Clupeiformes, Clupeidae. The record is from RefSeq and is a predicted model, not a curated record. The coding region runs from base 132 to 980 and encodes 282 amino acids.